UCGAUAGCACCAGACAAAAUGAUGCUAUUCCAACUGCUCUGGGGGAUGUUCAUACUUCAAGAAAGUACACUGGCGAUAUUACAAAAUGGGUUUGCUUUCAAAACGUCCAUAUGUGAGGGCAAAAAUGGCGGACUUUUACCCAUGCUUGGAACUUGCAAGGGAUACUAUGUGUGUGCAGAUGGAAAAGCUGUGAUCGGGACCUGCGAAAAAAAUACCGUGUUUAAUCCUUUAACCUUGCACUGCGAUGAUCCUGAUAAGGUGGAUUGUAUUUUCGAUGGCCAGGAUAAUGGCAGUGAUGAAACAUUCAGUUCCGAAAGUGAUGAAGACGAUGAUGAAGUUAUCGUGAGGACUGAACCUCCCGUUACAGUCAAACCAACGAGAAAACAAAGACCGUCGGCCCAAGAUAUUGGUCUUUCGGAUAUAACAAAUAGAAUUUGUGCUGGAAAGAAAGAUGGAGUUAUGCUAGCAAAGAAGGGCUCCUGUCAGGAAUAUUUUGUCUGCAAGGCAAGGAAACCUUAUCUUCGCUCUUGCACUGAUCAACAGCACUUUAGUCCAACUCGACGAAUUUGCAUGAAACCUUCAGAGGCCAAGUGCUCAGCUGGUUUAAGGGAAACCCAAUCAUUGGAUGGUCCAGCCAUAACUGGAGGAUUAUGUUCAGAUGAAAAGGAAAACUCACUAGUACCACAUCGAAAAGACUGUGGCAAGUUUAUGCUCUGCAGCAACAUGAUGUUUUUGGUAAUGGACUGCCCCGCUGGUUUACAUUUCAAUGCUGCUUCCUCACGUUGCGAUUAUCCCAAGAUUGCCAAAUGUAAGACGAUGCGAAAAGAAACCAAGUCAAAAUCAAAGCCAAAAAAGCCUGUUCGAAAGGCCAAAACUCAUUCCUUGUAACUCAC
This is a messenger RNA of Drosophila eugracilis, 893 nucleotides long. Its product is annotated as probable chitinase 10. The transcript has 2 exons. Gene Ontology annotation, cellular component: extracellular region. Lineage: Eukaryota; Metazoa; Arthropoda; Insecta; Diptera; Drosophilidae. The record is from RefSeq and is a predicted model, not a curated record. The coding region runs from base 19 to 888 and encodes 289 amino acids. Gene Ontology annotation, molecular function: chitin binding.